This is a messenger RNA of Gopherus evgoodei (Goodes thornscrub tortoise), 494 nucleotides long. RefSeq names its product metallothionein. The transcript is spliced from 3 exons. Lineage: Eukaryota; Metazoa; Chordata; Testudines; Testudinidae. The record is from RefSeq and is a predicted model, not a curated record. Gene Ontology annotation, molecular function: metal ion binding. Bases 183 to 374 code for a protein of 63 amino acids.
GCAGCGCCCAGCCUUGUUUACUGUUUUGGGGCCCGUGUGCAGGGCUGGCGGGGGUGGGGGUUUGCGCUCGCUCUCGCUCCUCCGCCGGGAUAAAUAGGAGGCAGCGGCCGCCCCGCUCCAAACCUCGCCGCUCCUCUGAUCUUCCCUGUGCCUGAGCAGGUGCUGCAGCAACCGACUGAGCGAUGGAUCCCCAGGACUGUCCUUGCGCGACCGGUGGCACCUGUACCUGUGCUGGCUCCUGCAAAUGCAAAAACUGCAGCUGCACCUCUUGCCAAAAGAGCUGUUGCUCCUGUUGCCCAGCUGGAUGCAAUAAUUGUGCCAAGGGCUGUGUCUGCAAAGAGCCAGCAUCCAAGAAAUGCAGCUGCUGUCACUGAAAUGGACAUCUUCUGUGCUCCUGUGACUAUUUGUCUGCAAAAAAAAGCUGUGUUCCUACAGUGAUUGUUGUAUAACUGAGUGCGAGGAAUGAAAAUAAAGGCUUUACUUGAGAAAUAGAA